This is a messenger RNA of Papilio polytes (common Mormon), 1263 nucleotides long. It is a transcript of the gene Mppe, whose product is annotated as metallophosphoesterase 1. Gene Ontology annotation, molecular function: hydrolase activity. Gene Ontology annotation, cellular component: endoplasmic reticulum. NCBI's taxonomy places the organism in Eukaryota, Metazoa, Arthropoda, Insecta, Lepidoptera, Papilionidae. The coding region runs from base 115 to 1164 and encodes 349 amino acids. The transcript has 6 exons. Gene Ontology annotation, biological process: GPI anchor biosynthetic process. The record is from RefSeq and is a predicted model, not a curated record.
UUUAUACGAAACUAUUUAAUAAUCUUCUUCUGAUCCCUUAUAUUUUUAAUACCUCAUAGCUGUAUAUUCAUAAUUUACUACAUAGUAAUGAUAUCGAUCUCAAAAUAAAACAAAAUGCUAUUACGAAGGCGAAGUGCAGCACCGAAAUUUUUCAUAGCAGCGGUAAUUGGAUCUGUAUUGUAUAAUGAAUUGUUCGUAUAUCAUAUACAAACAAUUAGCUGGAAAUACUUAAGCUGUCCAAAAGAUAACCUGUCCUGUACGAAGAUAAUGUUUAUAGCUGACCCUCAGAUACAAGGCGAUACCGCGGUGUCGCCGCCGUUGAGUUACCUUUUUAACUGGGAUAGUGAUAGGUACUUGAGGUCCACCUUUGCUGUUGCACUGAAGUAUUUCCAGCCAGAUGUGUUAGUUUAUCUGGGAGACCUCAUGGAUGAAGGUUCAAUAGCAACUAUGGAACAAUUCCAUGGCUAUGUUAAGCGACUAUCAAACAUAUUCCAAGUUUCUUAUCCUGUUAUUCAAGUUUGGUUGCCUGGAGAUAAUGAUAUAGGUGGUGAACAUGAACCAAUCCAAAGUGAUAAGGUGAAGGAAUUCGAAGCAGUGUUUAACCAGCCAGACAUUAUCACCUACAAGAAUAUAUCAUUCUUUAAAGUGAAUGGAAUCACAUACACCUACCCGCAUGGCACUGAUGAUGAUAACUACAAAAUUGUUGUUUCACAUUACCCAGUUCUAUGGAAAACAGUUUUUGGCAAACAGGUAAAUGAUGCAAUUCAACCUAACAUUUACUUCUGCGCUCAUGAACAUAAAUCCCAGUACAUCAUAAAAGACAAAGAGUUGAGGAACAUUGCGGGCCGUGCGCUCCAACUGGAUGACGAUGUCCUGAGUGUGGGUAGAGAUGGUGACCUAUAUGAGAUAUAUGUACCUACAUGUUCCUACAGAAUGGGCACUAAUCGCAUCGGUUAUGGUGUUGCUACAGUGAGCAACAACCAGCUGCUACGGUACACGGUGUUGUGGUCUCCUCAAAGAUUCCUCGAUUUAUUUAUAUAUGCUGGCAUUUUAAUCAUAUUUGUUGUUUACAUUUUUGUCUUUACCCUGUCGAGAUUGGUUUUCCGAUGUAGCCCCGCCCAGAGAAGUGAUGCAACUGUGCCCUUAUUGCAAAUUAUUAAUUAACUUAAUUACCAGUGUACAAUGAACUAAUACUCAAUUAGUUUUUGUUUUAAAGCCAUUCAAAUUCAUCAUCCACUUGCCCUUAUCCCUUAUGGAGGGUCG